Hippocampus zosterae (dwarf seahorse) is the source of this 1718-nucleotide messenger RNA. RefSeq lists its product as uncharacterized. The transcript is spliced from 10 exons. The coding region runs from base 269 to 1489 and encodes 406 amino acids. NCBI's taxonomy places the organism in Eukaryota, Metazoa, Chordata, Actinopteri, Syngnathiformes, Syngnathidae. The record is from RefSeq and is a predicted model, not a curated record.
AGUUUCUCGUCUCUUAAUGUUCUCUUGCAAAGGGCCCGAGCUCAUGUUGUUGCUUUUAAAAUCACAAAUUCAGCAUAUUAAAUGGUGUGCCGCUCUUUCAAAGUCAAACAAAGUCAAACAUACACGGACAUUUACGGACAGACUCAUUCUGCGUCUUAUCAACAUCGCCGCCUGGCAGGCUACGCCCAUGGACAUUGUUGACUGCAAUUCAAGACGGUGUCCAGACCAGAGGCACAAACGUCGAUGACUCGUGUGUCCGACGUCCAUCAUGUGGGGGUGCCUGCUCGUCUUGUCCCUACUUGCCUCCGGCUCCCGGGCAUCCAGCUUCCUGAGCAUAGUGAUGAUCUAUGACCCCGACUUAAAUGAUACGGUGGCUGUCCGCUACAAAGUGGCUUCCCGAAACACGUGCAGCUUACCCCAUUGGACAUGCCAGUUGGAGGACUGUCCCUCAACUUCUUUGUUCUGGUACUUUCCGGGUGAAGAUUGUCAAUUUGUGGGACUCUCCCAUUAUAAUCUGAUCCAGUUUCCCCACUUGGUGCUGAACCUGGAUGAUCACCAGUGGAUCAACGUCACCAACAAUGUCACGGAGGUGGUGGCCGUCACACGCGUCAGCAUGUUGAGGAGGUCCGAUACCGGACGGAUAAACGUAUCCCCCCGGGCCAACGUGCUCCCCGUUCUCAGAGUUCCUUCCAACUGCAAGAGGAACGUGACGCUGCCCACCUUUGACCCUGACGGAGACGUGGUGACAUGUAGAUAUCAAAAUGUGACAUCUGUUCUCAAACUCCUGCCGGACUGUAAAAUGAUCUUCACCCCCGACAGCGCCAUCGCGGAGGGCGCGUACGCCGUGCAGCUGAUCAUGGAGGACUUUCCUCGCCAGAACAUCACUCUGUCCAACGACGUGGGGAAGAAGCUGCUUCUUACUCGCGAGGACGCCAUCGGCCAAAUCCCCAUCCAGUUUGUUCUGCAGGUGGAUUCUCCGGUGAAAUCCUGCGUGGAGGAACCUGCCUUCAGCCCCCCUACCCCAGCCAACGGGGAUCAUCUGUACACCUCAGUCAAUAAGACCGUGGAGAUCUCCAUCCAUUUAUUACGGCCAGUAUCUGGGAACUUGACGCUGCUGCUCAGCGGGCCGGUUACCAUGAGCCAGUCGAUCAUCGACGGCCAUCUUGUUUUGGUGUGGACGCCGAGUGAGACGGAUUUGAACCUGAGUCAGGCAGUCUGCUUUGCCCUCGAAACGGUCGAGGCGGCGCUGACCACGCGGCAGUCGGAGAUGCGCUGUGUCAUUGUGACAGUUCAUCCUGGCGUUGUGGUUGCAAUGAGAGCCAGCGUCCAGUCCUUGUUCCCGCUUUCCGUGGAGGACAUCCGGGGAUUCGCCUUAACGCAGCAGCUGAAGGAGGGGCUGGUGACGCUGGGGUUGCCCUCUGACAUCAUGCUGAGAUUAGUGGACUACAGUGAGAAGAGCACAGCAACAACACCUUUGGACGGGGAGUAACUGGAAUGCGCCCUGAGUGAACUGUGAUUUUGGCGACCUCUCUUUUGUGCCAAUUAGAUUGUUAAUCAUUCAUGCACCUCUGAAUCAAAAACCUGCAGCGGCGUUACAUUGCCGCCACUGUCUUGGCGGCACUUGGGUUGCACCAAUAUCUUUUUUUUUCCCCCCCCCCAGCACAAGUACUUAUAUUCGAGUGCUUGCCGAUACCAAGCAUAGAAGAUUAAUAAUGGCA